Molecule: messenger RNA, 2973 nt
Organism: Penicillium salamii
Lineage: Eukaryota; Fungi; Ascomycota; Eurotiomycetes; Eurotiales; Aspergillaceae
Source: the annotation of a GenBank genome assembly
AUGGUCCAAUUAUCUCCCGACCUCGGGCUGAAGGUCUCUGUCGGCUCGUUGUUCCUUGCGACCUCAUACAACACUACAUUCGCUUUUGACCGACCGAUCAGUACAUCUGUACUCGCAUGUUUCCUGACCGGCGUCACAUUAUUGACAUGGAGUCGCUUUAUAUCCUUGUCCUCGAUACCGUCGUCGCCAACAAGCAAACGACCCGGUCUCCCUCUUGCAGAGCAAUUUGAGCUCCCUUCCCGCGCAUCGAGCUCAUCUUUCCCCGUCGGCGAUGUCGAAACCCGUCCUCGACUUCGGUUUCAAUCCUGGUGGAUUAAAGCCGGUCUAUUAUUGGGGCUAUGCGGUGCGCGCAUCGAAUCUUUUCGUCAAAUCACCCGCAAUACCGAAUGCGCGCCCGCCGGAUACGCCUACGCAGUUCCGUUCAUGGUGUCCCUUUAUGACUUUUGGUGUAAUCAGCGAUCUCGACAAACGGAAAAUUAUGUACCGAUCCAGCGGUUUCAAAAGUUGCCGCUGCAGGUAACAUACUCGAUGUCUCGCCGGAGUUUCUACUACCUGACCCAGAGCCGCUUCCGAGGUAUCAUUGCAGCAGCUUUCCUGUCGAUCGGUGGACUUUUGGCUUCUUCGCUCCUCGCCGGAACACGGUCAUCAUACAUCUGCCCUGUCGUGUUGAACGGCGCAUCACGAUUGCAAUCCCUCAAGAUAUUCAAUCUCUUUGUAGAUUCAGGAUUGCUCAUUGGGAUUGCCGAGCUGUGUCGGAUUGGUGGUCAGUUCGAUGAUGCGCGGAGAAAACGAGCUUUGACGUUCCUUGGAGCUGGUCUCCUGGGUGUCUCUUUCAUUUGGAGUGUUCUCUCAUUUUGGGUGCCAAAUAGCUCUCCUGAGCUUGCAGGCCAACCCAUGCUAGAUUUGGAGUACUCUCGUGGUGCAUUCAGCCAGUCCAUCCUAGUACUGCUACUUGUCGUGUCUGCGUGGAACAUGCUACCACACUUCGAUGUUUUGGGGGUUUCGAUAAUAGGCGGCUUCACAAUUAUGUACUUCUCAUCUUUGUCGGCAUUGACGAGUGGACAAGCUCCUUUCCCUUUCAUAUCUUUGACCCACGCCAUUCUUCCAUUUGCAGCAUCUUUGACUGGUGCUGUUCUAUUCCUGCUUGCACGAAUCGUUCACGACGAAGAGUCGAAGCCGCUAUACCGCACCAAUAUCGCAAUCCAAGUGCUGUUCGUAUUGCUUAGUGCUGUUGGAUUGUUCUUCGCAGUGAACAAGCACCGCUUUACUCAUAUGCAUCCCAUUGAGUUCCUCAUCCACGAAGGCAGAAUCCAGCAUGAUAAUUUCAUGAGUCAAGCAUCCAGCAGCAAAAGCCUAGGGGAAGCUACUUGGGAGUAUCGAAGAAGAUACAAUCAGCACCCUCCGCCGGGCUUUGAUAAAUGGUAUCAAUAUGCCACUAGCCGAUCGUCAGCUGUGAUCGACGAUUUCGAUCAGAUCUACCACGAUCUGCUUCCAUUCCGAGCCGUGGCCCCGGAGCAUAUCCGGGCAAUGACCCACGAGCUAGCCACCAAUCCAUUCAAUGAUCUUGGUGGUAUCAGGAUCCGCAAUGGUACGGCCAUGGUGCAGGAAGGGAUUAAACCUACUCAUGCAUGGAUGGUAAAGGGUGCUGCAGACAUGAUGGAAAACUUCGUCAAACACCUCCCCGACAUGGAUUUAGUGUUCAAUCUGAACGAUGAGCCACGAGUCGCAGUCCCUUGGGAGAAGGUUUCGGGGUUGACACGGCAGGCUCAGAUGCAAAACAUGGUACCUGAAGAGCAUGCAGUAAACAGUUGGUCGACCAAUCGAGAAGAGGGCUGGGCCCCCAUCGAACCUGCCGACCAAACCAAUAUCACAGUCUUCACCGAUGGUGCCUGGAGGGGAGUCUUCGAUCCUUACGUCGGUGCCGUUUGCCCUCCUUCGUCCAAGGCCCGCUCCCAGCGAAUCUGGAACCGCCGCGACAUUUGCCUGUCAUGCACGGCGCCUCACUCCAUGGGUCAGUUCCCACUGGACUUCAACAUCGCCUCCGACAUCUGUCACCAGCCAGAUCUUGCUUUCAUGCAUGGCUUGCUGAUCUCACCGGCUUCGUUCAAAGUCUCCCAGGAACUUAUCCCCGUUUUCAGUCAGAGUGCUCUAUCCGGGUUCAAUGACAUUCUCUUCCCCAGCCCCUGGAAUUACAUCGACAAGGUUAAAUAUGAACCUACAAAUGAACACCCCGAUCCGGAAUACGGACACAAAGAGAAUUCUCUCUACUGGGUCGGUAGCACCUCAGAAGGUGUCAGUCGUUUCGGAGAGUGGAAAGGCAUGCCCCGCCAGCGCUUCGCUCAUCUCAUCAACAACAAUACCAACAACCAAGUCUCCGUUCUGCUCCCCACUGGCGAUGGCUCCUUCCGCUACGAAAUCAUGGACGGCUCUGCCCCGGCCGAGGAUCUCCAACUCCAAACCGCUGUCCACCUCGCCAACCCCAUUAUCCGCUGUGAAGAUUGCGAGGAACAAGCUGCCGAAAUGGGCACCGUGGGCUGGGCCGACUUCCAGGCCCACUGGUCCCACCGCUACCUCUUCGAUCUCGACGGCGCCGGCUUCAGCGGUCGCUUCCUCCCAUUCUUACACAGUCACAGCCUGCCUUUCAAGACAGGCCUUUUCCGACAAUGGUUUGACCCUCGUGUCUCCUCCUGGCUCCAUUUCGUGCCUAUUGAUAUUCGCCUUCAUGGGAUGUGGAGUACCCUGGCGUAUUUCGCGGGUGUGCCCGCCCCCGCGACAGAUCGCUCGGGACCGGACGCACCGAAAGCUCGGAUGAAGAGCCACGAUCAACAGGGCAAAUGGAUCGCGGAGGAAGGCCGCAAGUGGGCGCAGACUGCUCUCCGCAAGGAAGACAUGGAGAUCUACUUUUUCCGUCUUCUUUUGGAGUGGGGACGUUUGACGGAUGAUCAGCGGGAUGUGCUUGGGUUCAAACCUUAA